Messenger RNA from Rhizophagus irregularis DAOM 181602=DAOM 197198, 160 nucleotides. The record is from RefSeq and is a predicted model, not a curated record. Lineage: Eukaryota; Fungi; Glomeromycota; Glomeromycetes; Glomerales; Glomeraceae.
ACACCAGAAUGUUAUGCUGAAUUAAUGAAAAGUUGUUGGGACCCUGAUCCUAAAAAAAGACCUUCUAUAAAAGAUAUUCGUUUGACUUUUGGUAGGUGGAUAUAUAGAAAAAUAAAUGAGGAAGAAUUUAGCCAAGCUGAAACAAAAAGAGCGAAAUUAA